CCCCGCAGGGGUGGGACCAUGGUGGGUCGGACCCUAGCUCUGCGCUAUGGUCCCCCAUGGCCCCCAAUCUCUGGGACCGAGGUGCCUGGAUCCUGGCCCAACUGGCAUCUCACCAGCAGUGGUGUCGCCCACCACAUUAUCCCGUCUGUGCCCUUUCCCCCGCCCAAUGUGCAGUCCACGGUCGCGGAGCCCCUGCCCCCGGCCGCAAAGCAGGGUUUGCACAUCUGGGAUUUUGACGAGGUCAUCAGCAGAUGGGAGACAACCUCUGGCUCAGCUUACGUGCCUAAGACCCACGGGGGGCCCUACGCACAGCCCAGGGCCCCAGAACCUUCGGACCCCACGCGGACUGUGGGGAUCAAGGAUUUAGAAGAAAAGCUCAGACACCGCGGCUGGCGGCUCCCGCUGAUCACAAAGCACCAGUGCAGUGAAACGAGGGCGCAGUACACCGGCUGGCCCGGCUUGGAUCAGCAGCGCCCUACCUUCUACGUCGGGCCCCAGCCCCUGGAGCUCGCCGAGCACCUUCGCGGAGGCCCUUCCCAGGCUUUAAUCCCCUGGACCAAGAACCCCGAGCUGGCCGGCCGGCCUUUCACAGUAUCUGACCAGGGCAUCUUGGACCACCAUCAGAUCUAUCUGACCACCUCGGCCAAGGACUUCCGGGCCUACCCGAAGAAGGAGUUGUCUGGAUAUCCCCGCAAGGACUCGCUGACCUACUGGAGCUUUGAGAAGACGCCUCAGGCCUGGGGCCACGACCCACAGAGGCCACCCUGUCCGGGCCCCUCUCGGCCGCCAGGGAUCCGCGUGCCUCACGUCCACCCAGUGACGAUAGCCGUGCCACACCACGGGGCGUUGUCUCUGGCUCAGGAGUCCUACAGACCCCCGCUGCACCCGCUCCUCCGGCUCGACCGUUUCUGCCCGCUGGAGCUGCCCUGGGGCGGCCCCCACUGGAAGCCGGUGUCGGGGAUCUACAGCGUGCCGCACGCCUACCGCACUGAGAACUCCAGCUACGGCAGCAUGAAACCAGCCCUCAUCUGAGCCGGCAGCGCCAGCCCCGCCCUGGACACGCCCCCCGGGCGCGGGCCGAGACGAGAAGGCGGUGACUGGGAGCACACUGGGCGGGGCUAAGGCCGGGAACCCCGCCCGUCACGUGGGAGGGAGACAGAGGCCAGGACCCGCCCACUGGGUCGUGGGCGGGGCGAAUCCCACACUUAACCGCAGGGUUGACAGGUUGGGAGAGGGAGGUGGGAGCUGAGCCGGGAAAAGGUAUUUUGGGGCUGUGGGCUCGAGGGCGGCUGACGCCCUCUGCGACCGAGGAGGCGGAGCUUCUUAGUCAACGACAGAGUUAAAUAGCCUAAACUAUGCCCAUUGCUGGGUCGUCUCUGGGGUGUGGGGAGAUGGGGCUCCCGCUGAAUCCCUUGUGGAACGAAGGCACGACUGCGUGCAGGUGGAACCCGGCCUCUGGGCACAGAAUCCAAUAUUGAAGCCACGCCCCUCCGAAGAAGUUAGUGGCACAGGAAUGGUUUUCAGCCUAUGGCAGGUGGAGAGGGGCUGAGGUCUCAGCUGAUCAUUCGAGGGUCCUUGGAAGGGGUGACCUUCAGCCUUCCCCUGGCUCCCAGCAUGAUGCGCAGAGGCGAAGCUAUACAGCCAGGGGCAAGGCCAAGG
Molecule: messenger RNA, 1659 nt
Organism: Ailuropoda melanoleuca (giant panda)
Lineage: Eukaryota; Metazoa; Chordata; Mammalia; Carnivora; Ursidae
Gene: SAXO3
Product: stabilizer of axonemal microtubules 3
Exons: 5
Coding region: 19-1032 (337 amino acids)
Source: RefSeq, a predicted model, not a curated record